CUGACUUUGCCACAGGUUGAUCCCUGCAGCUUUAGAUCCAGGGAUAAAUAGGAAGCUUGAGAGAAGUUACCUGUGUGUCAAGAAGCAAAUUUUCAUAGACUUGUGGUUAGCAGAGAACGGAAAGAAAUAUUUAGGAGCCAACUUGGUCUGGUGUAAUCCCCCCCCCCCCACUGCUGCUGUGGACUUUACAACCUUGGGCAAUUGAGUGACAUCAGCUGGAUUGUGCAAGAAUUUUCUACAACUUGUGAAAAGAGUUUUUGUAUCAGAAGAAGCUUUUUCACUGCAAAGAGAACAGCGCCACCCCCAGGAGAAUCUUCCUCUACGUAGUGCCUGCAAGCUUCUGAUCCUUCGAGCAUGAUAAUAGACAUGUUCCUCUUAGCUGCCAUCAUUGGUCUCUUGACCUACUGGUUUUUCUUCCGCAAGAAAAAAGAGGAGGUCCCAGACUUCGCCACUAUCCACCCAACAACAUCAGCAUCGACCACUGAGAGCAGCUUUAUUGAAAAAAUGAAGAAGACGGGAAGAAACAUUGUGGUGUUCUAUGGCUCUCAGACAGGGACUGGUGAAGAGUUCGCCAACCGCCUGGCCAAAGAUGCCCAUCGGUACGGCAUGCGGGGCAUGUCUGCCGACCCAGAGGAGUACGACUUGUCUGACCUGAGUCGCCUCACUGAGAUAGAGAAGUCGCUGGCGGUUUUCUGCAUGGCCACCUACGGGGAAGGAGACCCCACGGACAAUGCCCAAGACUUCUACGAUUGGCUGCAGGAGACAAGCGCCAACCUUUCAGGCAUCAAAUAUGCAGUAUUUGGACUUGGAAAUAAAACAUAUGAACAUUUCAACGCCAUGGGGAAAUAUGUGGACAAGCGACUGGAGGAGCUCGGUGCCCAGCGGAUCUUUGAGCUCGGCCUAGGGGACGAUGAUGGGAACCUGGAAGAAGAUUUCAUCACAUGGCGUGAGCAGUUCUGGCCAGCAGUGUGUGAGCACUUUGGAGUGGAGGCCACGGGAGAUGAAUCCAGCAUACGUCAGUAUGAGCUGGUGAUCCACAAAGACAUCAACGCGAACAAGGUUUACACUGGAGAAAUGGGCCGUCUCAAGAGCUACGAGAAUCAGAAGCCGCCAUUUGAUGCCAAAAACCCCUUCUUGGCCCCCGUUACGAUAAACCGGAAGCUAAAUCAAGGUGGAGAGCGGCACCUGAUGCACCUGGAGCUGGACAUCACCGGUUCCAAAAUCCGGUAUGAAUCUGGAGACCACAUUGCUGUGUACCCAGCCAACGAUACUUCACUAGUGAACCAGCUUGGCGAAAUCCUUGGAGCCGAUCUGGAUAUGGUCAUCUCCCUGAACAAUCUGGAUGAGGAAUCCAACAAGAAGCACCCGUUCCCUUGCCCCACCUCCUACCGGUCCGCUCUGACCUACUACUUGGACAUCACCAACCCGCCACGCACCAACGUCCUCUACGAGCUGGCGCAGUAUGCCACGGAUGCCAACGAGCAGGAGAAACUGCGCAAGAUGGCCUCCUCCUCUGCCGAAGGCAAGUCGCUGUACCUCAGUUGGGUCGUCGAGGCCCGAAGGAACAUCUUGGCCAUCCUGCAAGACACUCCCUCGCUGCGCCCUCCGAUCGAUCACCUGUGUGAACUGCUGCCCCGCUUGCAGGCUCGCUACUACUCCAUUGCUUCAACCUCCAAGGUGCAACCAAACUCCAUCCACAUCUGUGCUGUGGUGGUAGAGUACAAAACCAAGACGGAACGAGUCAACAAAGGCGUGGCUACCACCUGGCUGAAGAACAAGCAGCCCAACGAGAACGGGCACAAAUCCACAGUGCCCCUGUAUGUCCGGAAAUCACAGUUCCGGCUGCCCUUCAAAUCCACCACACCCAUCAUUAUGAUUGGGCCAGGCACCGGCAUCGCACCCUUCGUUGGUUUCAUCCAAGAGCGGGGUUGGCUCAAGCAGCAAGGCAAGGAGGUGGGUGAGACGGUGCUCUACUUCGGCUGCCGGCACGAGAAAGAGGAUUACAUCUACAAGGACGAACUGGCCAAGUUCCUCAAGGAGGGAGCCUUGACUCAGCUCCAUGUGGCCUUCUCAAGAGACCAGCCUCAGAAGAUUUACGUUCAGCAUCUACUGAAGAAAAACAAGGAGAAUGUUUGGAAACUGAUCCAUGAAGGAAACUGCCAUAUAUACGUGUGCGGAGAUGCCCGCAACAUGGCCCGGGACGUCCAGAAUGCCUUCUACGAGAUCGUGGCCGAGUACGGCAAGAUGGACCAGCAGCAGGCUGUGGACUACAUCAAGAAACUGAUGACCAAAGGCCGCUAUUCCUUGGAUGUCUGGAGUUAAGGGGGUGGGCAGGGCUGCCUGGGUGGAAGAAGGGCUGCCAGGUUGGCUGGGUGGAGGGCAGGUGGCGGGGAGGGGGGGAACUCGCCUGGCUGCUGCUGUGAGACUGUGCCUUCCUCUGCAUUCUUUCCACCUCCGCCCCCCCGCCAACGGUGGGGCAGGGUGUGGCGUGUUCACGGGACUGACCUUGAAGCUAGACAAGGCCGCACCAACUCUCCUGGCGCACCUGCAAACAUCAGCGGCUUUCUCUCUGUCUCGCCCUUAGGGCUGCUGCUGGGAGGCUGGGGGGGGGACACCUGUGGACUGGACUGCCCCUCUCGUCCUCACUCGGCCAUCCAAUUCUCUCUCCCCCACUGGAACACCAUUCCCAGAUAUCUCUGCUUCAGCGGGAGCCGAGUAAGCAAGGCCCUUCUCGGUUUGGGGGAGGGGAGGGACCUUAGCGGGGUAUAAUACCAUAGAAUCUGCCCUCCAAGGCAGCCAUUUUCUCCAGGGGAACUGAUCGGGGCAAUCUGCAGAUCAGUUUUAAUUCUGGGAGGUCUCUGAGGCCCACCUGGAGUAAGCAAGGCCCUGUGAAACAGGUUGGGGGCAUUCGAUCCCGCAUCCCCUCCCUCAGCCGUCUUCUGGAACAGGCAGUUUCCGGGGGGGGGGGGCGCUGGGGUGCCAUUCUGUUGCUCUGCUGCUCUUGGGAAAGCAGGAAGGGAAAGGGCGGAUUAAAAUUCCUGGUGGAGGGGAGGUUACAGAGCAGGCGGCAGGCAGGUUAAUUCCAGAACUCGAAAACGUGAGGGGGGCAGGAGGAGAAGUUUGCAUAAAGAAACCAGGGCCUCAGCUUCAGCGGUAGAGGAUGGUGUGAGCAAGGUGGUAGGUUUGUGAGAGGGGCAGGGGUGGAGAAAGGAGCUUCCCCCCCCGUCCCUGCAGCUGUUUACACUGGUGGGACCAGCCGGCUUACCAUCCUGUGCAGAAACCGGAACCUUUGCUUCUCCUACAAAAACCAGCCCACUUUACUGUUCUUUCAGCAGAGGCUCACGGCAACAGAGCUGCCUCCCCCUCUCACUGGGCCAGACUUUUUUAGCUUUGGAGCUGAUUGGGUGGGAGAACCAGCCAUUUGGCCCACAUCCUGGGCUAUCCUGUUCUCAAACCCCCGGAAACAUUGGAUCAGCCCUGCCGGAUCAGACCAGCGGCCCAUCUAGUCCAGCGCCCUGUUCUAUGCAGGCCAAGGCCUUCCCCACUGGUGCCUGCUGUUUGGAGGUUGACUGCCUCUGGCUGGGGAGGUUCCCUUUUCUGGUCUGGUCUUGUCGCGUAGGGCCCUGUUCGAUUGCUAGCUCACUUCUGAAUCAAGUCUCGGACGGUAGAAUUUCCUUCUCCCAGCGUAGUCCAUGUUCCCUUACUGUGUAAGAUUAAAUCCUCACCUGCUUGGGUGCCUGCAGUGGGUGACGCUGAAUCGAUGUGGCACUUUGACCUAGACGAAAGGAACCCCCCCCCAGCUGCCUUCCUUUGGAGAACCAUUCCAGUCUCUACUCACCUUCUGAAUGCUGACCUGCCCCCCCCCCCCGUCCAACUCCGAGGAGGGCUGCCUCCACAGGAUGUGCGUGUGGCUCUCUGCAACUUGGGAGUUCCACAGGGGGGGAUUUGUCCGUCAUUCAAAUCACACGGCUGCUCGCCACAUCUCGCACCUCCACUUAACGGUUAACAUUGAAGCUGCUGGCAGAUGUUCCACUGUGCCCCCACCCCCAAAUAAAUCUGGUGCAUUUGGGAGGCGGCAGAGCAGAUUGUCCAUUGAAUGUACAUAAUUUAAAGUUGACUUUUUGCUCUUGGAAUAAAACCCCUGUAUCUUUUA
This is a messenger RNA of Eublepharis macularius, 4153 nucleotides long. Its product is annotated as NADPH--cytochrome P450 reductase. The record is from RefSeq and is a predicted model, not a curated record. The transcript has 16 exons. Gene Ontology annotation, biological process: response to hormone. Gene Ontology annotation, molecular function: NADPH-hemoprotein reductase activity; FMN binding; flavin adenine dinucleotide binding. Bases 355 to 2322 code for a protein of 655 amino acids. NCBI's taxonomy places the organism in Eukaryota, Metazoa, Chordata, Lepidosauria, Squamata, Eublepharidae. Gene Ontology annotation, cellular component: cytosol.